Molecule: messenger RNA, 1677 nt
Organism: Anopheles coustani
Lineage: Eukaryota; Metazoa; Arthropoda; Insecta; Diptera; Culicidae
Product: WASH complex subunit 1-like
Exons: 2
Coding region: 115-1527 (470 amino acids)
Biological process (GO): Arp2/3 complex-mediated actin nucleation; exocytosis; retrograde transport, endosome to Golgi
Cellular component (GO): early endosome; recycling endosome; WASH complex
Molecular function (GO): gamma-tubulin binding; alpha-tubulin binding
Source: RefSeq, a predicted model, not a curated record
GAUGAUUUUCAUCGGUGACUGAUUCGCAGCGGUGAAACAUUUUUGUUGUAUCUAGGGAAGGAAUAGUAAUGUAAGUGUUGACUUGAAAUUUGCCAAAGAAAAAGUCGCUACACAAUGCAUACGUACAGUGUGCCGAUAGUGAAGCAUGAUAUGCGCCAUGAGGAAACUAUCCUCGACGCGAUCAAUGCCUUUCAACAUCUCAAUCAGGUAAUCGAGGAUGUGUUCGGGAAAAUCAACGCACGCAUUGACCAGAAUCGAUCCCGACUGCAAGCGCUGGACGCCAGGGUUGAGAAGGUGAACGAAGACGUCCGUCGAUUGCACGACACGAAGGAAGCCAUCAUCAUCUACUCUCCCAGCCGGUAUCCGGCCAGCGAUAUGGAUUCCGCCCUGGAACCGACGUUCACUCCGACCAACGGAAUCGGUAUGCCGGAGUGCAACUACCGCUUGAAGGAUAAACCAUACAUUCCAUCACACACGCUGCUGGAGAAGAUACAAUUCUACCAUGUGAAAUCUCCCCGUGAAAAUGAACGAAUCUUUCCGUUUGAUCGGACAACAAAUCUCGCGAACAAAGUGCCGACUGGGCGCCAGAUGGGAGCGUAUUUAGACACGCUGCUACUGUUCAACGAAGACACGUACGUUGAUGAGUAUAGGGGACAAGAUUGGAAACGAUCGUCACGCAAAGAUUCGUCUCACGGAAGUACGAUUCGUGAGGAGAAAAUCUUAUCCUCCUCGUCACCGAUCAUUCGCAGUCGGAUGAAGAAGAAGAGUCAGGACAUUUUCUACACACCUUCACUGAGCGACGCUCCUAAACUGGACGUGCCGAUAGAUUUACCGGAUCUACCGGGUAUCGUAAGCAACAUAAACUAUGUGGGCAACAGCACCCUGAUUGCGCCAUCACUUCAGCUAGCGGGAAUCAUCGAACAAUUGCCUUCACUUGAGGAUCUUACCAGUGCGAUUGACGUAGCAGACCAUUUGGAGGAGACGGAUAACAAGAAAGCCAACCAGGUACCUCCGGCGGAGACAAGUAGUAUGCCAAGCAUCGCAAUAAAUACACCGGCACUUCCACCACCCCCUCCGCCUCCUCCUCCACCACCACCGCCCCCACCUCCUCCGACAGAACCUAACAAAACACAUGAAUCUACCACGGAACCGAAACCAACAUCUGCCGACAUUACGGAAAAGAGCAAAACCGAUCGUAAACCACCACCACCCUCGACCGGUGAUGCACACUUUAACUUGAUGGAAGCAAUCCGACAGGCUGGUGGUGCGGGAAAAGCGAACCUUCGCCAUAACGACCCCUCCGGCCGGCGGGAGACAGACAGCAAAGCCGGCACAACCGAACCGAAAAGUCUCAUCGAUGAUCUUCAUAACAAGCUUCAAAUGCGCCGCAAAGGAAUAUCCGGUACCCGCGAUGCGCAGGAACCUAGCAAUGUCAUCGACCGUCUGUCCGCCCUGAUUCCUCCGCCACCGGCAAGGCUCGCCACGGAUGCAUCGGCUAGCGAAAGCAAUGAAGAAGACUGGGAAUGAGCGAAAAGUGUCCUUCAUAUGUUUUUUAUUGUUAAAUAUUACAAGGGCUUGGAACUUGUAUCCAAUAUAUGUACGGGGAAGCCGUCAGGUCCGGAUGAGGGUUGAGUCUAAAAUAUAAUAAAUCUCUCCAAACCAACGUGCAUUCGAUUA